Sipha flava (yellow sugarcane aphid) is the source of this 401-nucleotide messenger RNA. RefSeq lists its product as uncharacterized. Bases 87 to 401 code for a protein of 104 amino acids. NCBI's taxonomy places the organism in Eukaryota, Metazoa, Arthropoda, Insecta, Hemiptera, Aphididae. The transcript has 2 exons. The record is from RefSeq and is a predicted model, not a curated record.
AGUACAAGCUAACAAAAUGAAGAAUUUAUCUGAAGACCUUUUUUUUCCAGGAAAAGAAGAAGAAAAUGUUAAAAUAAAAAUUCCUGAUGUGGAUCGAGCAAGAUGUGAUCUUAGUAAAAGAUAAUUUAUAUGAAAUUGGAACAAACGAGGGCAGACUACAUCAACUCUACAGUCGGAACCAAUUCACAAUAUGUAAAGAGGUGUUUAUCCAGGCUAAUGAUGUACCACCAGUACAAAUUUCAUUAAGAGAAGUGGCAAAAAAAUCUUCUAAUUUGGGUGGCCAAGGGUACGAUAGGUGUACUUGCAAUACAUUGUGUAAGACCAACCGGUGUAAAUGUAAAAGAUCUGGUCGUCUUUGCAACUCAAAGUGUUAUAAUAGUGGUUUAUGUGGUAAUAAAUAA